Gastrolobium bilobum is the source of this 1391-nucleotide messenger RNA. RefSeq names its product grpE protein homolog 2, mitochondrial-like. Gene Ontology annotation, biological process: protein import into mitochondrial matrix; protein folding. The record is from RefSeq and is a predicted model, not a curated record. Lineage: Eukaryota; Viridiplantae; Streptophyta; Magnoliopsida; Fabales; Fabaceae. Bases 97 to 1110 code for a protein of 337 amino acids. Gene Ontology annotation, cellular component: PAM complex, Tim23 associated import motor. The transcript has 5 exons. Gene Ontology annotation, molecular function: adenyl-nucleotide exchange factor activity; protein homodimerization activity; protein-folding chaperone binding.
GUUGCUCAUAAACCCCACUUCCUCUGCAUUGGAAAUUCAUUCCAAGUUUUCUCCUUUUGCCAUUCAAAUUCUUCGUCUUCUUCUGUUUCCUCAGCGAUGUUUCUCUAUAGGGUUUUAUCACGUGUCUCCACCACUAUUUGCCGAAGCUCUACGCUUCUCUCUGCUUCUCAAAGACCCCAACACUUUCCCACCUUUUCCAAUCACUUACAUUCCCUCGUUCCCCAAUUUCCCAACAAGCUGAUUCCAAUUCAAGACAAUUUGUUACGUCCACCUAUCAAUUCAUCCUUAACUCCAAGAUUUGGAUUUUCUUCAUCAGCCUCAACUGAAACUAAUGAAAAGGAAAAGGGGAAUAAUGGAGAUUCUACAAAUGAGGAUCCUGCAAAAACAAACGAAGAGGCAAAGAAAAUUGAUCAGGCUGGACAAGCCAAACCUGCAGAUCAAACAGAAGAAUCAGGUUCCAUUUCAGAUAUUCAAUCUCAAACUGUCAAAAGAAGGAAGAGAGGUAUUAAACGAACUUCGUUUUCUGAUUCAGAUUCAGAGAGUGAAUGUGAUCUAUCCAGAGAGGAUUUAAUUAAGCUUGUAGCUGAGAGGGAAGAACUUUUGAAGUUAAAGCACCAAGAGAUUCAGAACAUGCAGGACAAAGUUCUGCGUACUUAUGCAGAGAUGGAGAAUGUCAUGGAUAGGACAAGGCGUGAUGCUGAGAAUUCGAAAAAAUUUGCUAUACAGAAUUUUGCGAAGAGUUUACUAGAUGUUGCGGACAAUUUGGGAAGAGCUUCCUCAGUUGUAAAGGAAAGUUUUUCAAAAAUCGAUACAUCGAGUGACUCUACUGAAGCAGUAAAACUCCUGAAAACACUUAUGGAAGGUGUUGAAAUGACCGAGAAACAACUUUCAGAGGUACUUAAAAAGUUUGGUGUAGAAAAAUUUGAUCCUACAAAUGAGCCAUUUGAUCCACACAGGCAUAACGCCAUCUUCCAAAUACCUGAUGGUUCCAAGCCUCCAGGCACCGUUGCAGCUGUUCUGAAGGCAGGAUAUAUGCUUUAUGAUCGUGUUAUUCGUCCAGCUGAAGUUGGUGUAACCCAAGCGGUAGAGGAUAACAAUGCAACAGAGUGAUGGAAAAGAUAGUAUAGCUUAUAAGUGUUAUCAUUGGAUAGACUGAGUGGCUUCUUAUUGGAUAUCAUCCAAUGUUUCUUUCAAACAUGUAUCUUCAAAUGCAUUUUGAUCUGCUCUCUUUGGCAUUAGUUCUUUUUUCAUGCAUUUUACCAGCAUGCAAGAGACUAUUCUUUUCAACUAAUCUUAUGUCUAGAGUAACAUGAUACCAUAAGAUGGGUUUGAUUCCAUCAGAUUUUGGUUGUAUCGAUGCUGUUUAUACUGAUUCAUUAUACUAAAGAUUU